Messenger RNA from Phialemonium atrogriseum, 942 nucleotides. RefSeq lists its product as uncharacterized. NCBI's taxonomy places the organism in Eukaryota, Fungi, Ascomycota, Sordariomycetes, Cephalothecales, Cephalothecaceae. The transcript is spliced from 2 exons. Bases 89 to 727 code for a protein of 212 amino acids. The record is from RefSeq and is a predicted model, not a curated record.
CCUAGUUAAGCCCAAUGACAAUUCCCCAUGCGUUAGAGUAACAAGUAGGGCUUUGUUCGUCAUAGCAGGAGAUUUAGAUAUCUCUUGAAUGGAGUUAACCAGCGCCUCAAGCCCGGCAUCGUCGACAUCCGGUUCCUUUCCCCUGAUACAAACAAUGUUCCUCACAAAACUCCCACUGGAAAUCCGAAGCCUCAUCUACAGCCAGUAUCUCUUUGCCAAUCAGGAGGACUGCUGGGUAUUCCGGCCGUCCUGGGCAGAUACGGCCGAUGAAACGACCUCACCGUCGAUACAGCCAUCGUGCUCAGCGCGAUACCCCCUCAGGGCCAACAUUACAGCCCUACCCCUGAUUCUCACCUGUCGCCAGAUUUACGCCGAAGCCGUCCCCCUCCUCUACUCCCAGGCGAGAUUCUACUUCAACGACCUCGUCGUCCUCAACCUCUUCCUGCAGCGGGUUCCCGGCUCGCACACGGACCUGAUCCGCACGAUACACCUCGACUGGGCCAGCCAGGUCUGGUUCCACUUUGGCGGCUCCGUCGUCAGGGCCGCCUACCUCCGCGAGUACUGGCAGCCCGUCUGCAGGGCGCUGGGCGACAUGCCGAGCCUCAGGAACUUGCGGAUAUGCGUCAACCCGUCCAAGGCGCAUGCGAGGGGCCGGCAGGCGUGCGAUAUGGCUUACUUGGAGCCGCUGAGGACUAUCAAGGUUCAGAAUUUUGUGCUGGAGAUAUAGAAGAUGGACCUUGGCGGGAUUGGGGAAGGGUGGGUGUGGAGCUUUCUGAUAUGCUGUUUCUGGACGAAGUAGAUCAUUGAAGUCUUGAUCUUGUCUUUGAGACUCGCCAUUGUCAUGAGUAGGCCAGAGAGGUAUCGUAGUCUUGUUGACCGAAUUAGACUUGCCGCGAGCAAAGAAUGAAAUUGAAGUAAGUGAGAGGAUUUGUCCCAGUGGAG